AACUAACCGAAACUGGCACAAAAAAUCACAAGAGCGAUUUUUAUCGGGCCUUAGAUUAAAUAGACAAUUCAACAAAUAAAAUCGAAAAAACCGAUGACCGAGUACUAUAAAAUGUAAAAUAAGUACACUACAUGGGCAGUUGAUAUUAUAAGAAUCGAACAAAUUUCCUAGAGAUAUAAAAAUUCGGCAAUUAAUUUAUAAAAUCGUACUGAUGGGCUAGGACGCGAAUUAUUGUGGUAUUUAUCGUCGCCGUUGAAACAUGUAUUUUCAACGAGUUUUUAAGUAAAAAUUUGUGUUGUGAAGUUGCAAUAUUUUUUAUGUGAAUUUUGUGAGCUAGUGUAUGUGUUCGUGUCUAUGAAUAAAGUUGAGAAAGAGCAGAAAAUCCACUAAAAUGAUAGCAAACGAGAGAUCAGACAAUUUCAAGGACAAUUUAAAAGAGGGAUUCACCAAUUUAGCCUAUGAAAGUGAAAAAACCGAUGUAAAUGCUAACGAACAAAAUGUGAAUGGAAAAGUGAAACAAGAUGUUGAUUUCGACGAUAUUAUACCACAAUUCGGAAAUUUCGGCAAAUAUCAGAUAAUUCUGUUCUUGUUACUCGGACCGUACACCCUCUUCUUUGUCUUCGUCUAUUUCACACAAAUAUUUAUUACAUUAAUACCGGAAAAGUACUGGUGUCAUGUACCAGAACUACAGCAUUUGGAGUUGGAGGCUCGAAUGAACCUAUCGAUACCAUUGAUUGAUGGCGAAUUCAGUAAAUGCACUAUGUACGCUGUAAAUUACACUCAGUUACUUAUAGACAACAUUCGUGAACCAGAUCCCACAUGGGAAACACAAUCGUGUGUAAAUGGGUUUGAAUUUGAUCAUUCCGAAAUUACCUACACGACGAUUGCCACAGAGCUAGAAUGGGUGUGCGAAAAUGAUAUACUACCUACAAUAGCGCAGUCACUAUUUUUCCUCGGAGCCAUUACUGGUGGUCUUUCGUUAGGUUGGAUUGCCGAUCGAUUCGGACGGGUUCCAGCUCUCGUUGGUGCAAAUGUAGUUGGUGGCGCAGCUGGUAUCAUAACUGCAUUCGCUAAUAGUUUUUGGUCGUUCACAGUUUGUCGUUAUUUUGCUGGAUUCGCAUUCGAUAAUUGCUUCACUUUGAUGUACAUAUUAGUGCUUGAGUACGUUGGUCCGAAAUGGCGUACAUUCGUGGCGAACAUGUGUACAGCUAUCUAUUUCGGAAUUGGUGCUUUAGUCAUGCCUUGGAUUGCAUUUUAUGUCAAUGAUUGGAAAAUACUAACGAUUGUAUUGUCUGCUCCAUUACUUUUUGCUAUUUUCACUCCUUGGCUUGUUCCCGAAUCAGCGAGGUGGCUGGUUUCGCAAAAUAAAAUGGAAAAAGCAACGAGAAUUAUUGAGAAAUUCGAGCGAGUGAACAAAAAGACAAUUCCGACGGAAACGUUCAAACAAUUUUUGGAUACAUGCCAUCGAAACAAUGAAGAGCUUAAGGACAAGACGUAUUCAUUUUUCGAUUUGUUUAAGACGCCUCAUCUACGGAAAAUUGCUCUCUUAACUAUUGUCAUUUAUAUGUCUACAUCGCUGGUCUACGAUGGUUACAUUCGUAGUAUCACAACAAUCGGAUUUAACGUGUUCGUGGCCUUCACUUUGGCUUCUGCCACUGAAUUUCCAGCUUCGUUUAUUUUAACAUUUAUAUUGGAUAAAUGGGGACGGCGGUGGUUGAUGUUUGGUACGAUGGGGCUGUGCGCAUUAUGUAGCUUAGCUCUGUCAUUUACCAUUAACGGAAAUGUGAUAGUUUCAGUUGUUCUGAUGAUAGUCGGACGAUUCUUCGUCAACUGUUCAUACAACAUAGCGCAACAGAUUUCUGCUGAAUACCUACCAACAGUGGUAAGAGGAAUCGGCGUUGCAUUUAUCCACAAUUUAGGCUACGUAGCAAACUUGUUGUCACCGGUCGUUAUUUACUUACAAUCAAUCAAUUCAUCGCUGCCGUUUUAUAUUUUAACGAUUGUGGGUCUGAUCGGAGGCUCGGCGAUUCUGGUGCUGCCGGAAACAAUGGAUAAGGCUUUGCCGCAAACGUUAGAAGAUGGUGAAAAUUUCGGCCUCGACGACACAUUUUGGUAUCCUUGUGUGAAGCCGAGAAAGAAUUCUGAUGCGGCUGAGUAAGCAACAAAUUCUGGUUCGAAAUUUUACAUAUGCGGCUGGUUUGCGGAAGUGGAAUAGGAUAGGAUAGUCUGUGUUUAUUUAUUAUAAUAUAUUAAAUGAGAUCAAUGUUACUACAACG
Messenger RNA from Bradysia coprophila, 2276 nucleotides. Its product is annotated as organic cation transporter protein-like. Gene Ontology annotation, biological process: transmembrane transport. Gene Ontology annotation, molecular function: transmembrane transporter activity. Gene Ontology annotation, cellular component: membrane. Lineage: Eukaryota; Metazoa; Arthropoda; Insecta; Diptera; Sciaridae. The record is from RefSeq and is a predicted model, not a curated record.